AUGGAGAUCUCUUUGUGUACCUUGGAAGUGCACUUGUCUGACUGUCUGAGCAGCUUGCGCAUGUACAUCAAGAGCAUGGAUGCUGUGUGGAAGCACAACUAUGGGUAUACGGGUCAGUACAGAGAUAAGAUCAGAGAUGUUAUCGAAGAUUUCAAGCUCGACGUUAAGAUUCCACCAUUGGAACUGCAUCUCAGCUAUGCCCGCGGUUUCAAGCAAACAUGGCGGACCUUGUCAAGCUCCCUGGGCGCGCAUGCGGGAUGCAAGGACUGGCGGGAGGUGGAUGAGAAACAUGCGAUCUGGGACUUCCUCAACUGCUGCCUCGACAUCGAUCCCCGCACGAGGAUUACGGCACUGGAGGCUCUGAAGCAUCCCUUCCUCAUUAGUGCUGUCAAGUAA
Guillardia theta CCMP2712 is the source of this 396-nucleotide messenger RNA. RefSeq lists its product as hypothetical. Bases 1 to 396 code for a protein of 131 amino acids. The record is from RefSeq and is a predicted model, not a curated record. The transcript is spliced from 2 exons. Lineage: Eukaryota; Cryptophyceae; Pyrenomonadales; Geminigeraceae.